Mollisia scopiformis is the source of this 3000-nucleotide messenger RNA. RefSeq lists its product as uncharacterized. Bases 283 to 2847 code for a protein of 854 amino acids. NCBI's taxonomy places the organism in Eukaryota, Fungi, Ascomycota, Leotiomycetes, Helotiales, Mollisiaceae. The transcript has a single exon. The record is from RefSeq and is a predicted model, not a curated record.
CUUUCAACAAGUUUAAGUUUGUGGUUGAGGAGGAGGCCAGCCUAGGAACGCUAGUCUUCCCUAGCGCUAUACCAUAUCGGGUAUAGUGGCACAUUGUUUGCUUCUUCCACCAAACCCCAAAACUCGCCAUUCUUUUCAAAACCUAUCCUACAACUGCAACUACAGAGACUACACCAAGCACCGAGCGCUCUACGCACGUCUAAGAACACGUCUUGUCUUUGUUUUCGAAUCCUAUCGACUUUCCGCACAGAAAUAGCGAGUCUAACCCUCUCGAAAUUCACUAUGUCCUCCAACAGCCAACAAAUCGAACGUUUCGCCAUCGCGGCACCUCAAAAUGGCGAGUUCUCUAUGAAGAAGAUGACGGACGAGGAGAUCAGCGUUAACCUAUUCACCAAGGGCCAGAUGAAGGUGAAGGAGGCGUUUGAGUACUUGAAAACGUUGGCUCCUCCGGAACGCUUCGCUGAAGCUAUGCAUAUCUGCUCUCAGUUUGACUACGCUCGCUGGACGUACGAGAAUGCGUACGUAAGGGUUGGAGACGCGCUGUUGGAAGAAGCUGGCUUUGACGUAGAUACAAUCAAAGAGUUGAAGGCCACCCGUCCGAUCUUCUUCGGUCUCCUGAACGACAUUAAGACGAACCAAAAUGCCUCCGAGGUUGCGUUUUCGAGCCUCAAGGCUACUCUGCUUGAGAGACCGAAAGCUGUGAGUGGUUGCCCUACCAAAGUCUACAAAAGAGCCGAGAAGUUCUUCGACUACCUUCUCACCACCGCUUGGAUGGGCAAAGGGUUUUACAACGCUCUUGCUGGUUUGUUUCGAGUAGCGGACUUACCUCCCCGAAGCGCUAUCUUGUUGCUCAAUGCAGAGAUCCUCGCCCGUGUUGUUAGUCACCCCCUUGCAGUCAGCAGGCACGGUCAUUUCGUCGCGCCCGUUAUCACUGCUGCGAAAAAUAGAGUGUUCAGUCGUCUUGGGCACAACUCUGCAAGAGAACUUCGAUUCAGCCCAUACAACCGAAGCUUCCUGAGAAGCUACGAGCUUAAGUUUAAUGAAGCGGGGCUCUUGCAAAAAGGGAAUGUUGGUGACAAUGAGGGGUUUCCUGAAUUCGACGACGAGCCUAUUGGCUCGAGCAAUGCUUGGCUUCCUGUGUUGAUACAUGAGGAUGAGUUGGAUCGACCCGACACGCCCCCUCUUCUUGUUGUUCCUGUUACACCCACACAGACAACACGAACUCUGAGGGAAAGGGAUGAGACAAAGAAGGUCUUGAGUACGUCCAAGACGGCAGAUGAGACGCCCACAGCACCAGCGAGCAGGCUCCCAGCCAAACGCAAGAGACGAGCAGCACCUCGACAGCGCGCUCAAACUGUCGAGGGAGAAGAGGAUGAAGAAAGCGACAGUAGUGAAGAUAGCAGCGAGAAGGGUUCCCCUAUCUUUGCAGGCCUUGUUGAGCGUAAGGACAAAUCUCCUUCGCACCCUGCAACAGACGUUAGCCUUCAGCGGGAAUCGUCACUUUCCGAUACUUAUCACAGCCUUGCUGCGGGCGGUGACGAUGACUUUGGUCUUGACAAUGACGAUUUCGAACCCUUUCUCGGAGACGGUCCCUCUGCGAAUGAGUUUGUUGUUAGAUCUCCUGAGCCCUUGCCUAACGAUGGCGAUCAGUACGACUGUCUCUCUCUUGACAACAUUUCCAUCCCCUCUAUGGCACCGCAAAGCGCGCGACCUAUAACUGUAGAAGUCAUCUCUGAGGUUGGACGAUGGUUCAACCCUACAGUUCCUGACUCUAGGGGUCGAGUCUCUGGCCAGAAAGGUGGAAACAUUGUGCCCAAACUUCUUGACGAAUUCAAAAUGCUCAAGUUUCAUUGUGCUGAACGACCUAACCAACCUGAGGCUCAAGAGGUUUUGCACAACUCUGCCUUUAGUCUGACGGCCCAGAUCUUGUGGUCUCAACCGAGAUUGUGGACAGAGUUUAGAGCUCGUCUGCCUUCACAGCCUGAGCACCUUGUCGCUCGUCCUCUUCCUGCUAUCCGCGGAAAAGGCCAUGUUCCUUUUGACUCCAGUCUAUUGUCACGGACUCUGCUACGGUCUGAUUUUAAGUCACUAGGUCCAGUCAUUGGCUUCUUUCUCCUCACGGAAGGCCAUUGUUCAGCUGUUGCGCAAGCGAUUCCGAGAAGUGAGAGUCUGGAAGAUGGAGAAGAAAGAGAGUCGGAAGGACUUCCCGUGCCUUGCAACCCCCUCGACUUUAUCAUUUUUACCGACUUCGUGGGUCAGAUAUCGUUGAAGAUCUUCUUUGACAGUCCUCGUCCUUGGAUUGUUGUUCCUAUACAACUACUCCCUGUUUAUAACGGAGUUGUUGGGAGAGGUGGCAGCUGCACGCCUAGUCUCUCUCAAACCGCGAGAAGUUUCGAAACCAAAACCCCUGCUUUUGGUAGAGUUACGACGAGCCCGAAGUAUCAAGUUAGAAUCCCUGAGCUUGACGCUUUCGACGGUAUGAUUAGAGGAAAUCUGAUGAUGGACGAUCCCCUCCUACGAGUUACUCUUGCGGAAUGGAUGCAGUGCGAAGUCCUUAGUCCAACGAUCUCCAGCAAAAAGCUUGUUGGAGAACGUCGAGCUCGACUGAGAGAGCUGGUGCGGGAAUACUAUACGAAGAUUGUGACAAUUGAGAUGACUUUGUACGGUGUGAACUCUUACUUUGCCAAUCCAAAAGGCAAACAAGCUGCUAUUCCUACUCCGGCCCUAACUGCUGCAACUGGAAUUGGAGACCCCGGACCUUCGACCGAGGCUUCUCACAGGGCUGAAAGUCUUAGGCUAGGAGACGUGAGGGCUGGAGAAUCUGAAGAGUCUGAGGGAUACGUCUAGUCCCGAAGGAGGCUACGAGUCGGGAAGGGGAAGGUCUUGAGAUUGUGGAGAAACUGUUGGGUUGCUUUUGCGUUUGUUUAGCCCUUGUUUUUGUUAAUUUAAACUGCUUCUUUUUUAUUUUUCGCAAGUCCUGGGACGGACUUAUCUUAUGGG